CCCUACACAUCAAUUACGGGCCGUUCCAGGAACGUCAAUCAUAGGGAAUGUUGAUAUCGCGAACCAACAACAAGUCAUAACCGAAGAUGUCCACAUCAAGACCGCGAUCAGCAUGGCUGCUACUAGCGAUUGCGAGUGGAGCUUGCGCAGCCUUCAACGGAGUGUUCGCAAAGCUCACAACAACAGAGCUCACGACCUCAUGGGCGCAUUCAAUAUCCAAAGCCCUCUCCAUCAACCCCUCAAAUAAACCCGUUGAAUUCGUCAUUCGGGCGGUCUUCUUCGCCCUCAACCUCCUCUUCAACGCCGUAAUGUGGGGUCUCUUCACUCGCGCCCUGACUCUCGCUUCCUCAACGGUGCGCGUCAGCGUCAUCAACACGUCUGCGAAUUUCAUGAUUACGGCGAUUUUGGGGGCGGUGAUCUUCUCGGAGCAGUUGCCGGGGCUAUGGUGGAUUGGGGCCGGGCUUUUGGUGGCGGGGAGUGUGAUUAUAGGGAGGAGGGAGGAGGGUGCGAAGGAGGAAGGGGAGAGAGCCGGGGGGACGGAGCCGUUGGUUGGGGAUGGUGGUGGUUUUAAGGACGAGGAGGUUGAGGAGGAUGAUCUGGGGGAGGGGAGUGAGGUUGAGUUGAGGAGUGUGCAAGGGAGGGGGGAGGGGGGAAGUAGUGAGGAUGAGGAUGGGGUUCUGAAGUGAUUAGGAGUCAAGUUGCAUGAUUUUCUCCCAUGUUUCUGUUCCUCCAUGCAGAAUAUGAGCAAGAUUUCAAGUAAAGACCCUUGAUCGCACUUCGUAGCACGGAAGUUGUAGAUUUCACUGAGCAGGUAAUACGCAUGUGCGUACCUUACAAGGAGUGUAGAGCACUCCGAACUAGUGAAUCAUGCGACUCAAUAUCGAUAAGGUAG
Molecule: messenger RNA, 892 nt
Organism: Westerdykella ornata
Lineage: Eukaryota; Fungi; Ascomycota; Dothideomycetes; Pleosporales; Sporormiaceae
Exons: 3
Coding region: 87-686 (199 amino acids)
Source: RefSeq, a predicted model, not a curated record